This is a messenger RNA of Kwoniella shivajii, 624 nucleotides long. RefSeq lists its product as uncharacterized. The record is from RefSeq and is a predicted model, not a curated record. Lineage: Eukaryota; Fungi; Basidiomycota; Tremellomycetes; Tremellales; Cryptococcaceae. The coding region runs from base 1 to 624 and encodes 207 amino acids. The transcript has a single exon.
AUGUCAGAAGAAGACGCAUGUCCUCUGAAAUUCUCGGCCUAUCUCAAUGAUGGUUGGGCGACAUCUUUACUGAGAGCAACCGAAAACCCAUCCACCAGUCGAAUUACUCGUCGCUUGUCCCUGAACAGACCAUCAACAUCUAUCAAAUCAGCUGAUGUUGUAGAUGGAUCCUCCAAUGAUACCGUGCCGUUCGAAGACCAUCCAGCUUUCGACGGAUCCUCAAAGUCAGAUAUUGCUUUUCGCAUUCGACCAGAAGACAUGAGGGAAAUGACAGAGGAUAGGAGUAACGUCACUAAGAGUACUUUACAAGGUUUUUAUGUGGUUGAAAAACAUAUCGGUAAACAUCAAGGGAUUUCUGAAUCCAUCAAUCCAGUUUCAAGUUCUUCAUCCCCAUCUCCAGAAAAGACUGAAAUGGAAUCGUAUCAUCUUCAUAUAUUCACUCUCGCCGAUCCUGCGACCAGUGAUGCUGAUACGAAGAAGCUCGAUACUGGAGACGAUAUAUUCUCCCAUCUCAAACAGACCGAUCCAUUCUCCAAUUUCGAUACGAUCGGCUGCAACGUCAGAAUGAAGGAGGGGGUUUUAUGUACUUCGAUCUUGACUGAUAGAUUCACUAACGAUUCCUAA